Messenger RNA from Histoplasma capsulatum G186AR, 843 nucleotides. RefSeq lists its product as uncharacterized. The record is from RefSeq and is a predicted model, not a curated record. The transcript is spliced from 2 exons. The coding region runs from base 1 to 843 and encodes 280 amino acids. NCBI's taxonomy places the organism in Eukaryota, Fungi, Ascomycota, Eurotiomycetes, Onygenales, Ajellomycetaceae.
AUGUCCGAAGACCCCUCGAAUUCAACCUCUUCCGCCUCUGCCGCCCCUUCCGUUCCUUCCGCUCGUCCUCGGGGUCGUCGUGCUUCUAUUGCUUCUGGGACUUCCUUCUCAGAGCUUUUUACAAGGCACGGCAGCUCUGCUGCACCUCCGCAACCCCCGCCGACCGUCUCUAUCAAUAUCCCCGGUUCAAUCAUGACGUCUGCAAAUGCUCAAGCACAGCAACGCCGCCGCACGUCCAUUUCCACGCUGGGUCUCUCUGGGUCUCCUACUCAGCAAUCAUCCCCUUUUGGUAGUGCUCCAGGCAUGCGACGUGGGAGCAUCUCAAGCUCUGCCAUGUCCGGUUCGCCUACCUGGGAAGACUCUGUGCUCGAGGAGAAUGGAAAUGACACCCCGAUGUCCUCGCCUACCGCUCCAUUUACCCGUCGUGUCUCGUUUGGGGCUCAAGCAUUCCGAGACCGUGUAGGCAGUGCAAGUGCAAACGGUAGAUACCCUUCUGGAAAUUCUACAGUGGCAGGACGGCGAGCUCCGUCCACCGCGAGUAGCACAUCCUCUCCUGCUGCAAGCGAAGGCUUUAAUUGGCCGGAAGCCCUUCGGACGCGUGCGGAGCGUGCUCCUUCGUUCGGAAGCUUCCCCCCUAGCUCUCCCACUGCGGGCUUCCAUGGAUCACCGCCCAACCAUUCGUCUGCCCCACAUUUCAAGCACCACCAACGAGCUGCUUCCAUUGCAACUAUGGAACAACCUGUUCGCGAGAUGCGUGAUACUCAGCAACAGCCGAAGCCCAAGCAAAAACCAAAACCUGACUAUUUCCAGGAAAAGAUACUAAGGGGUGACUUUAUGGACUAA